Messenger RNA from Histoplasma capsulatum G186AR, 768 nucleotides. RefSeq lists its product as uncharacterized. Bases 1 to 768 code for a protein of 255 amino acids. The transcript is spliced from 4 exons. Lineage: Eukaryota; Fungi; Ascomycota; Eurotiomycetes; Onygenales; Ajellomycetaceae. The record is from RefSeq and is a predicted model, not a curated record.
AUGGCGCCAACAAGAAACGGAGAGCGUCAGGAUACAGUGUGUUCCACUCUGGGGGGAAGAAGGCAGGAGAAAGCAGGAGGGAGAGAAGAGCGAAAAGAGCGAGAAGAGCGGGAGGAGGGAAGGGCGGAUGUGCCUGGAUUAAUAAAUACCCAAGCGCUCGGGGCCCGCAUCGCCGGGGGAUCGCAGCUGGGACGUCGGCGGCAGGCCCACCCGUGGACGUGGACGUUGGACGGCGAACACAGUCCUUUCCCGGUUAGGGCGGGUUCGCCGCUUUUAGGCGGGCCCUUCGGCCUGGCCGGGCGCUGGCUGUGGGCUGCGGGCUGCGGGCUGCAGUGCGCGUGCGUGUGUGUGUGCCUAUACAUUUGGCCCGAGGCGAGGCCUGGCACCGCUGUAGGCACUUACUCAUGGCGCCUGAUUCCUCGAUUCCCUACUGAAGUCACUGGGAGUCGGUCCACUCUUGUUCCCCUCCCCUCCCCAGCAGCGCUCGAUGCUAUUGGCUGUCUUGGGCCCUUGGGAAUUGGUCCUGCAGCCAACCUGAGAAGCAUCACAUUGAUGUCCGUGAUUUCUUCCCGUUAUGAGGAGCAGUAUUCGUAUUGUCAUUUUGCCUCUACCUCCUGGCUUCCUGUCAACAGCCCACAUCCUCUGGCGGCUGAUCAGGGCAAACAAGAAUACGAAGAAUUUUCCGCAGCUAAGCAAGCACCCCUCCCCACCACGGCACAACUUGCCCAGAAAUUCCCUCGAAAUUCUGUUCUCCCUACUGCAGCGUAG